Messenger RNA from Nymphaea colorata (pocket water lily), 2305 nucleotides. Its product is annotated as obtusifoliol 14-alpha demethylase-like. Gene Ontology annotation, molecular function: iron ion binding; heme binding; oxidoreductase activity, acting on paired donors, with incorporation or reduction of molecular oxygen. Bases 689 to 2152 code for a protein of 487 amino acids. The record is from RefSeq and is a predicted model, not a curated record. The transcript is spliced from 3 exons. NCBI's taxonomy places the organism in Eukaryota, Viridiplantae, Streptophyta, Magnoliopsida, Nymphaeales, Nymphaeaceae.
GCCAUUAUCCCCCAGCCAUUUGCCAGCGGUACUCUCUCUCUCUCUCUCUCUCUCUCCGUCUUUCUUCUAGCGGUGUCUCCUUCCUCUGGCUCUGAGUCUUCUGAUGAUCUUGUUCUGUCACGCUCUGUCACUGUCCGCGCAAUUGGGAGAGAGGGAGAGAAGGCCUUUACUAGUACGCGUCCGCUGAGAAGGCGUGUGGGCUGGCCAGAGCAGGAGGCGGAGGAAAACGAGCCGGGUGUCGCGCGCGUGAACGGACGACCCAGGUAGCUAACUUUUUCGGAAGGCCAGCCUGCACGCAGCUACGCGCUUCGACCGCCUUCUCACCGCCGUCUGCGGAUUUCCGAUCGGGAAGCGACUCCGUGAUAUUUUGGAUAAAUCUCUCCUUUGCUGAUAAAUCGUCUCUCUCCGGCACGUUUUCCUCUGCUUUUCUUUGUCUGGCCAUCGAGAGAAGCAGUGUUUUCCGCUUCUUUACUAGAAAAUUGCAGUUCUUUUUUCCUUUUUCUGUUGGCUGGGGCGGCCGUCGGUGGAAAAACCUUCAUUACGAGUUGUUCUCUGUCGAUUUCUGUAGUUGACCUUCGAAACCUCGCGAACUUCUCGGAAUGUCGCUGCUUUAGGUUUUUAUCUGCUAGCUCUCUGUUCUGUUUCCUCUGAUUUGCUUCGGAUCCGUGGAGUUUAUCUGCUGGCCAAGAUGGAACUGAAAGACAGCAACUACUAUUAUGUCGGAUUCCUGGUUCUAGCAACGGUUGUGGUGGCGAAGCUUCUGUCUUCCCUGUUCUUCUCCGGAUCUAAGAAGAGGACUCCCCCUGAAGUUCAGGCGUUUCCUCUUAUUGGAGGGCUCCUGAAAUUCAUGAAGGGCCCGAUUAUAAUGAUCAGGGAAGAGUAUAAUAGGCUUGGCAAUGUCUUCACCGUGAAUCUCCUGAACAAAAAAGUUACGUUUCUUAUCGGUCCCGAAGUGUCUGCUCACUUCUUUAAGGCGACAGAGACGGAUCUUAGCCAGCAAGAGGUGUACCAGUUCAACGUACCUACUUUUGGGCCUGGGGUUGUCUUUGAUGUCGAUUACUCGGUCAGGCAAGAACAGUUUAGGUUCUUCACAGAAGCUUUGAGGGUCACUAAGCUGAAAAGCUAUGUGGAUCAGAUGGUUACGGAAGCUGAGGAAUACUUCUCAAAAUGGGGUAACGAAGGCGUUGUGGAUAUAAAAUACGAGCUUGAACACCUCAUCAUCCUCACUGCAAGCAGGUGCCUUCUUGGUCGAGAAGUGAGAGAUAAGUUAUUUGAUGAUGUCUCUGCCCUCUUCCAUGACCUUGACAAUGGCAUGCUCCCAAUCAGUGUCAUCCUACCUUACCUCCCUAUCCCAGCUCACCGCCGCAGGGAUCGUGCUCGCAAGAGGCUUGCUGAGAUCUUUGCCAACAUCAUAUCUGCCCGCAAAGCGGCUGGUAAAUCCGAGAAUGACAUGUUGCAGAGCUUCAUUGACUCCAAGUAUAAAGACGGCAGGCCAACCACAGAUUCUGAGAUAACUGGCCUUCUAAUUGCUGCUCUCUUUGCUGGCCAGCACACCAGCUCUAUCACCUCGACCUGGACCGGAGCAUACCUUCUUCGCUACAAACAAUACCUCAGCGCUGUGGUAGACGAGCAGAAGAGUUUGAUGAAAAAGCACGGAGAAAAAAUCGACCAUGACAUACUGUCCGAGAUGGACGUGCUCUAUCGGUGCAUAAAAGAAGCACUGAGACUGCACCCGCCAUUGAUCAUGCUCCUGCGAAGCUCACACUGUGACUUCUCCGUGACAACACGUGACGGGAAGGAGUAUGACAUUCCAAAGGGCCACAUUGUGGCUACUUCGCCAGCAUUUGCUAACCGGCUACCUUACAUCUAUCAGGAUCCAGACCGCUACGACCCCGACAGGUUUGCAAUUGGAAGAGAAGAGGACAAGGUGGCUGGUGCAUUUUCUUACAUAUCAUUUGGUGGCGGUAGGCAUGGUUGUCUUGGGGAGCCAUUCGCCUACCUUCAGAUCAAAGCAAUCUGGAGUCAUCUGCUGAGGAACUUCGAGUUGGAGCUGGUGUCUCCCUUCCCAGAGAUCGACUGGAAUGCGAUGGUUGUCGGUGUGAAGGGACAGGUGAUGGUGCGGUACAAGCGGCGGCGCCUCUCCAUUGAUUAAGCCUCAUCUCAGGCAAGCUAUGCUGGCCCUUAUGUAGAACUGUCUCUUAUCUUGUUUGUUUCUUUCCUUAUGAGGUUAGAUUUAUUCUGCUUGUAUCUUGAGCUGUAGACUCGACUUAAAAAGUAAAAGUACUGACGAGCUUUAUGGCACUUA